AAUACAAAAAAGGAAAAUUUCUUGUGAGAAACAGAGAUUUUGGGGAUUUUUUUUCUCUCUCUCUCUCGAAUUUGGGGGUUUCUUCUCGAUUGCAUGAAUCGAUGGGCUUGGGGGAAUCUGAGGCAUCGGUGGACAGCGGAUCGGCGAUCGCCUGCUCGAUCUGCCUCGAGAUCGUCGCCAUCGGCCCCGAUCGGUCGACGGCGAUUCUCCAGUGCGGUCACGAGUUCCAUCUCGAUUGCAUUGGAUCAGCUUUCAAUGCUAAAGGAGUAAUGCAAUGCCCAAAUUGUCGCAAAGUUGAGAAAGGCAAUUGGCUUUAUGCUAAUGGUUCUCGUUCACUGCCAGAGCUUGGCUUUGAUGAGUUGACCCAUGAUGAAGAUCUCUAUGACCUCAGUUACCUGGAAAUGACUUUCGGAGCUCAUUGGUGUCCAUUCAGCAGAUCAGCCAGACUGCCGUCAUCAUUUGAGGAAGGGGAACCCUCUCCAGCAUUUGCUCUUCAAGAUCUAAUAGGAUAUCAUGCCAUGUUUACUGGGAACCUAGCUCCUUCAUUGGCAGAUAAUGCAUCUUCAUACUUGGCUUACUUCCAGCCACUUCAACCUUCAGCUUCCUCAAACCCUCGUGUUUCUUCUGAGAGCCCUAGUGAUCAUUGGAAUCAUGCCUCUGCAACUCCAGAGGUUCAGACUCAUGGUUGGGAACACCAUCAUCCUACACCAAAUUCCCGGCAUAGAAGUCAUACUAGUGGUUCCAAUGAAGAUGCUUUUUCAUCUAUGACUGUCCCAGGAAUGAGGGUUGAUUCUGAUGGUCUAGCCAGGAGUGGGUCUUUCUUCCAUCCCUUUAUUUUUGGGCAUGGAUCCAGUUCUAGACUCGCGGGCUCGUUCGUUUCUUCACUGAUUCCACCAUACAUCACCAACCCUCGACCUCAUGCCCACACUCGAGGCGAUCGUUACCAACACCACAAUCCUCAAGCACUCCACACUACACUCUUCUCCGGCUCCACGAAUGGAAACUUGCCUCCACCUCCAGCUCCAGUGGGACCCACUCCCCCCUCGCUCCCCGACCAAAGGACCUACUACCUCUUCCCACCAUCGGCGCCUUCAUCCAGCCGGGCCCACCACCAAGACCUCGAAACACUAGGCGGAGACCAUUUCUAUUCAUGGGAGAGGGACCAGUUCGCUCCUUUUCCAUUAGUACCCGUGCCAGAUUACCGGGUCGGGCUACGGCACCGAAACGGGUCGGAUAGGCCUUCAGCUCCGGGAAGGACACCCCAUGUAGGGAGAACGAGGCCUUAUCUUUGAACUAUUUGUUGCUUGUUUGUAAAAUCGAAUGGGAGUUUGUAUAAAUGCUAGGUUCCCUGAUGAUAUUACUUAUACUGGGAUAAUCUUUUGACGGUGAUCUGGCUGGAAACGGAUUUUGAGUUUGGUAUGUUUUGGUGCGAAUGAGGCAUUUGAAAUAAAUAUUUUGUUGGUUUUGACAGAAA
This is a messenger RNA of Asparagus officinalis (garden asparagus), 1474 nucleotides long. RefSeq lists its product as uncharacterized. The record is from RefSeq and is a predicted model, not a curated record. Gene Ontology annotation, molecular function: ubiquitin-protein transferase activity. The transcript has 6 exons. The coding region runs from base 102 to 1292 and encodes 396 amino acids. NCBI's taxonomy places the organism in Eukaryota, Viridiplantae, Streptophyta, Magnoliopsida, Asparagales, Asparagaceae.